Molecule: messenger RNA, 636 nt
Organism: Mucor velutinosus
Lineage: Eukaryota; Fungi; Mucoromycota; Mucoromycetes; Mucorales; Mucoraceae
Exons: 1
Coding region: 1-636 (211 amino acids)
Source: RefSeq, a predicted model, not a curated record
AUGGAUUAUUUUGUACAUAAAGAUGGUCAAGAAAACCGUUACGACGACAAAGGCAUGGCGGUUGCAGUCGUAGAAAUGGAAGUAGAUGAAGAGAUGUAUCCUAUUGAAACAGUGACGAAUUUUGGAAUGUAUCAUGAGCUUAAAGCACCUGAAAACCCUGAGAAAAACAAUGCAAACCAGCAAGAGAGAGAAGAUGUUAAGAUGGAAGGCAAGAGGACAGGCAGUACAUACAAAACUUACAAGGAAUCAGAAAAGGAGCAGCUGUUUGCCUUGGUCUAUAAAAGAGGCAUGAGUGCAAGACAAGCUGACCUGAAACUACAAAUCAAUCCACGCACCGCCCAGAGAUGGGUAGCAAACGAUCAGCAAGAUCCGCAAACCUACAUCGCAAGAAAAGAGGGUAGCGGAAGACCAGUUGCUAGACCAGCACUGAUGGAUGAGCGUCAUAAAACUCAUUUGAUCAAUUUAAUCGACGAAGAGCCUGCGUUAGUUUUGGAUCAAAUGAUGGAAAGCUUGACAGUCUUGUUCAGUGACCUCAAGAUAUCGAAAACAACUCUCUACAAUUUCGUUACCAACAAAUGCAAGAUUAGUCUGAAGAGAGCUCACUUUCAUUCGGUGGAUCGCAACAGCCCAGAAUAG